Molecule: messenger RNA, 830 nt
Organism: Marmota flaviventris (yellow-bellied marmot)
Lineage: Eukaryota; Metazoa; Chordata; Mammalia; Rodentia; Sciuridae
Gene: Fndc9
Product: fibronectin type III domain containing 9
Molecular function (GO): protein binding
Source: RefSeq, a predicted model, not a curated record
GAUGAACAUCGAGGUUGGGAACGUUUCUUACACGGGCGCCAUCAUCUCCUGGUCGUCCUCGGAGCCCUGUCUGGAGGACUAUUACCAUAUUAUGUACAGACCCAACUGGAACAGCAUCUUCUCCGGCUAUCUCCGCUACAGCUUCCACCACGAGGAGAAGGUGCCUCGGACCAUCAGCUCCGUGGUGCUGGAACAUCUCGCCCCUUCCACUCUCUACUUCCUCUGCAUCAGUUGUAAGAAGGCUGCCUUCCCCUACAGGCACUACUGCACCAUGUUCCACACCUUGGAUAAGAGUCCACUGGCUGCGGGCAGCUCCCUGGUGGAUCCCCAAAUCUCCCUUUGGGUGUUGAUGGCCAUCCUGCUGGCCUGCUUCACAGCUGUGUUGGCCUUCAUCUGCCUCCAGUUCUGGUGCAUCCGUUGCCAUGAGCCUCGAUGGUCUUACAGAGCUGGCCACAUGGAGGAAGCCAAUGGGCUAGUGAGAUGGCCGGAGGAGGCCCCGGCCCUUGGUCAGAGGGAGGAAGACCUGCAGGGGCUCCCCCUGGUGGAACUGCCACGCAAGGACUCUGGAGCAGGAGCUGGAGCAGAACCGGAAGCCCAGCAGGAUGGCCCUGAUGAGGAAGCCAGGGAGGGAGGUGAUCAACCCGCCAUAGUGCCUCACUUCAGGGAGUGAGAGGCGGGGAGGAGAUGGCCCUCAUCAUACAGCCUAAUGCCCCCCGACAGUAGGUCUUUUGUAAAAAUGUGCCUAUAGACUCCCCAUAUCUCUUCCCUUAAAUGUCAGUGCCAUUGUAAGAUCCCCUGGGUUGGGUGAUGCCUGAUGAUGAAAUCUCUCA